Messenger RNA from Oncorhynchus tshawytscha (Chinook salmon), 5431 nucleotides. RefSeq names its product tenascin XBa (gene tnxba). The record is from RefSeq and is a predicted model, not a curated record. The transcript is spliced from 15 exons. The coding region runs from base 1495 to 4974 and encodes 1159 amino acids. Gene Ontology annotation, molecular function: protein binding. NCBI's taxonomy places the organism in Eukaryota, Metazoa, Chordata, Actinopteri, Salmoniformes, Salmonidae.
UGGGAGUACUGGCCAUCACUUCAAUCAUAGCCAGGUCAAUGGCCGUACUGUUUUUGCCGUUGCCAUUAGACUUCUCAUUAAACGUGAAUCAAUAAAGGGAUAACCCUGGUGGAUUGUCUAGCCUCCUCUCCACUGAGACACUGGGGAAGGAGUUUAUAGAACUGUUGGAAUUCGGACCAUCCAAAAACUAUUCUGCCUCAAAAUGUUGUUUUCUCUAGCCCUCCUCUUCCUGCUAACCCCGUUCCCCUCCCUUCAAACUCCAGUAACCGAUGAGAAAAGAAACGCCACAGGAACAGGAAGUGAACCGAAACCCUACGUCCUACUCACCCUCUCCCUCGCAAAACCAAAAACUGCAGCCACGCUCGUGAAAGUCACCAAAGAGACCCCUAAGCCCACUCUGAAAGCCCUAAACCCAACUGCAGCCAAUCAGACACAUCCAGCCCCCUCAAGCCCCCUCAAACCUCCAACAGCCACGCUCGUGAAACUCAACAAAGAGACCCCUAAGCCCACUCUGAAAGCCCUAAACCCAACUGCAUCCAAUCAGACACAUCCAGCCCCCUCAAGCCCCCUCAAACCUCCAACAGCCACGCUCGUGAAACUCAACAAAGAGACCCCUAAGCCCACUCUGAAAGCCCUAAACCCAACUGCAGCCAAUCAGACACAUCCAGCCCCCUCAAGCACCCUCAAACCUCCAACAGACACGCUCGUCAAACUCACCAAAGAGACUGCUAAGCCCACUCCGAAAGCCCUAAACCCAACUGCAGCCAAUCAGAUUCAUCCAGCCCCCUCAACCCCCCUCAAACCUCCAACAGCCACGCUCGUCAAACUCACCAAAGAAACCCCUAAGCCCACUCCGAAAACCUUAAGCCCAGCUGCAGCGAAUCAGACACAUCCAGCCCCCUCGACCCCCUUAAGCCUCCAACAGCCACGUUUAUCAAACUCACCAAAGAGACCCAUAAGCUCACUCUGAAAACCCUAAGCCCAGCUGCAGCGAAUCAGACACAUCCAGUCCCCUCGACCCCCUCAAGCCUCCAACAACCACGUUCAUCAAACUCAACAAAGAGACCCCUAAGCCCACUGUGAAAGCCCUAAGCCCAACUGCAGCUAAUCAGACUCAUUCAGCCCCCUCGACCCCCUCAAGCCUCCAACAGCCACGCUCGUCAAACUCACCAAAGAGACUGCUAAGCCCACUCCGAAAGCCCUAAGCCCAACUAUAGCCAAUCAGAUUCAUCCAGCCCCCUCAACCCCCAUCAAACCUCCAACAGCCACACUCGUCAAACUCACCAAAGACACCCCUAAGCCCACUGUGAAAUCCCUAAGCCCAACUGCAGCUAAUCAGAUUCAUCCAGCCCCCUCAACCCCCAUCAAACCUCCAACAGCCACACUCGUCAAACUCACCAAAGAAACCCCUAAGCCCACUGUGAAAUCCCUAAGCCCAACUGCAGCUAAUCAGACUCAUUCAGCCCCCUCGACCCCCUCAAGCCUCCAACAGCCAUGCUCAUCAAACUCACCAAAGAGACCCCUAAGCCCACUGUGAAAGCCCUAAGCCCAGCUGCAACCAAUCAGACACAUCCAGCCCCCUCAACCCCCCUCAAACCUCCAACAGCCAUGCUCGUCAAACUCACCAAAGUGUCCCCUAAGCCCACUGUGAAAGCCCUAAGCCCAACCGAAGCCAAUCAGAUUCUUCCAGCCCCUUCAACCCCCCUCAAGCCUCUCACAGCCAGUGGUCCAAAGACCACAACCAAAGACAAACCUUCCAUCACACUGCCGCAUCCCAUCCCCAUCAAGGUGCUCAUCACUUCUGACUCUGGCAGCAUCAGUAAGGACACCCAGAGCGACGCUAGCAACCGCACCAAGGAGCAGACCCAGACCCAUGAGCUGAAGCUGAAGCCUGGCUUUCCUCUAACCCUGACCCACCGCAUCAGUCUGGUUCCUACCUCCUGCACCGGGGGAUGUGUGGCUGAGAUGGCAGCACUGAAAGGACGUGUUGGCAGGCUGGAGAAAGAGAUGUCCCUCAUGAAGAGUAAAUGUGCUUCCUGCUCCAAAGGCCCAUGUCCCAAUGACUGCAGUGCGAAUGGGAAAUGUGAGAAGGGAAAGUGUGUCUGCCUCCCAGGGUUCCUUGGUCUAGACUGCAGUAAAUGUACAGCUGGAGCUGACUGCAGUAAAAAAGGUACCAAAGACAAAAUCCAGAUAACGGUGGAGACGGUGGCGUUGAAGGUAUCACCUGAGAGCAGUGCUAUCACAGAGAGUCUGCAGGGGAAGAAGACCAAGGCAGACCAAAUCCUCUUCCAGAAGAAAACAGAGCAAAAGGAACCUACAGCCGCCAAAGAGGAUGGUGACAUCAAAAGCAAAACAAAAGGGACCACAAGUGUAAAAGCAGGGCUCACCAAGACACAAGCCAAACAAGGGGUUACUGUCACUAAAACCAAAACCACCCAUUCCAAUGCUACCAAGACUGGACUGGGCCGACCAACCGUCGGACAGCUUCUGUUGAAACACCAUGGAGGAAGAAAGCAAGAGAGCAAAGGCAAAACGACAGUUAUAAAGAAGCAGUCUAAACCUGACCUGAAGUUGAAAGGAACAGUAAAGGAGGAAUCUGGAGGUAAAGCCAAUGCUGAAGCUGGCAACCUCCAAGACCAGCCUCAAGCCAAUGUCACCCAAAGCACUGUGAAGACGUUUGUGAACAAAACCCGGUCAGGAAAAGAGACCCUGGAGCAGUCGACGUUGGCUGAGAAGAAUGUGACUCUAACAUCUGGAAAGAAAACAGUCAAAAAGGUGAAAUUAGUACAGGGGACUAUGAACGUUACAAAGGUGUCAUUGGCUUUUGAUAUCACUAAGGCUGGGACGGGCAAGAUCACCCUUACAAAGGACAUUAAGACAGAGGCAGACAUCUCCUCAGGCACAUCUAAAACUACUGUGAAGACAGGGUCAGGCAAAGGGAAGCCAGUCCCACGGAAGAGUCAGUAUGUUGUGAACAUGACCACUGUGGAGACCACCUCUGAAGUCAAAGUCUUCAGCAACAAGACAACAACUAUCCAGUCUUCCAAAAACACCACCAGGAAAGCAGGAACAGGAGUGGGCCGUGGACUUGGCUCUGUGAAGGUUCAGAACAUCACCACGUACGGCUUCACCCUCACAUGGUCGGCCCCAACAGCCAUGUUUAAGAACUUCACUGUGUCCAGAAGAGAGCACAGGGCAGAGGGUGAGGAAGAGGAGGAGGAAGAGGCGGAGGAGGGAGCUGCUCUCAGGGAAGAGGACAGAGUAGCCGGAGUCGUAGACUCCACCAUUGAGAUCCGAAAACAGAGCCCUAAUGGAGCCGUGGCUUUCCCCACUAAAGCUCCCAGUAGCUCCAGAGGUAAAGCUCACACAAAGAGGGUGUCCGUUGUUCUCCCAGACAGCGUUCGCUCUGUGGAGUUCAGUAACCUGCGACCUCAGACCCGAUACUCCCUGCACAUAUGGGGCACUACUCCCGGAUCCCGCUCCAAGAUUCACAGAGUAACCACCAUGACAGGGCCUGAGCCACCCACCGAGCUGGUGUUUAGUAACGUGACAGAAGCCUCUCUUUCUGUGUCCUGGUCCAAACCAAAGAACAAAAUCUCCGGCUUCAAAAUCACGUACUCUCACUCAGUCACGGGAGAGAGUGGUUCUGUGUCUGUGGAUUCCCUGCAGUCCCAGGUGUCUCUGUCCAAGCUGUCCUCGGGGGCCACGUACGAGGUCAGUGUGAUGUCCACCAUGGGGAAGAGAGAGAGUGAUCCCCUCAUUGCCAUCAUGACCACAGUACCUGCCCCUCCAACUGUUCUCCAAGCAACUAACGUAACAGAUACCAAGGCAGUGCUGCAAUGGACCCCCGCCAUGGGCCAAGUAGACCGCUUCAUCAUCAGUUAUGAGUCUGCAAAAACUCCCAAUGUAACAGUGACAGUGAUGGUGUCUGGUAACUCAGUAGAGCAGCAGCUGAGAGGGCUGCAGAGAGACACCCUGUACACAGUCAAAGCCCUGAGUCAGAAAGACAGUCUGCAGAGCACAGCCAUCACUACCACCUUCACAACUACCAGUGCUGUAAAGGCCGGUGAGGUGGGCGCUCGUUCUGCUGUUGUAUCAUGGAAAUCCCCCAGUGUUGCGUUCAGCAGAUACAGAGUGACCUAUCAGACGGCAGGAGAGGAGGUCAAGGAGGUGAUUCUGGACUCCACGGUGACGGAGUACAAGCUGACUGGACUGUUCUCUAUGUCUAAGUACACGGUGCUGGUACAGGGAGAGAGAGAGGGGCAGUACACAUCUAUUGUCACCACUGAGUUUAUCACAGGAAAACUGCGCUUCCCAUUCCCCACGGAGUGUUCCCAGGAGCUGCUGAAUGGAGCGCUCCAGUCAGGAGAGGUGGAUCUUUACCCAGAGGGCAAGGAAGGGAAGGCAGUCAGAGUCUACUGUGACAUGGAGACUGAGGGAGGAGGCUGGACGGUGUUCCAGAGGAGAAUGAACGGGAAGACAGAUUUCUUCAGAACCUGGAGUGACUACACUAAUGGCUUUGGAAACCUCAGCGAGGAGUUCUGGCUCGGUAAUGAGCUGCUUCACAACCUGACCAGCAUGGGCCCAGUGAGCCUGAGAGUGGACCUGCGUUCAGGCAACGAUACGGCCUACGCCCAUUACUCCAGCUUCACCAUCGACUCAGUGGACAAACACUACGCCAUUGAGGUGUCUGGAUACACCGGCACUGCAGGUGACUCCAUGAGGUACCACAACGGGCGCCCAUUCUCCACCAGAGACAAGGAACCCCUCCCCCUGGGCAUCCACUGUGCCAGGGCCUACAUGGGAGGCUGGUGGUACAAAAACUGCUACAAGACCAACCUCAACGGCCUCUAUGGCACCAACAGCAACAACCAGGGUGUGGUGUGGAUAGACUGGAAGGGCAAAGACUCCUCCAUUCCCUUUACUGAGAUGAAGUUCCGACCGGCCGGGAUCUCCGUCACAACCCACGGAUAAGACUGUCCUCUGACUCGUCCACCCCUAAACCCUUUCUUUGAGAAACAGGAAAGUGGAGCACCAAGAGACCAUAAACGUGUGGAUGUCGCACUUCCUGCAUCUCAAAUUCCGCCUCAACUUGCAUGUCCAGUGGUCUUAACAGCCGUCACGACAGACAGCGUAUCAGUCUGUACUUGUACUGUACAGUGCAGUGCACCAGGCUCCUGUUCUGUGCCUUUAUCAUGCUGUCUCUCUCAGCUGUAUCUGUAGAAAUAUUUGUGAUUGCAGCAUUUUGUAUAAUAUUGUUUGAUGACCCAACUCUUACCGUCUCCAACUCAAUGACUGUUCUACUGCUCUGACCCCAAAGCAUCUCUACCUGAUGCACAUCACAAGGUUACCACCCCACUACUACUGUAAUAAAACAUGCACUGUCUCAAUCUAUUGCAAUAAAUGAGGCACAUGAAUGCCUGGAUGGAGA